AUGAGCACUACGCGAUUCGGUGAGGCUUCCGAAGCUACUAUUAACGUGGCUAUCGAUCAAGUGACGCCAAUAAAUACUAAGAAAUCGAAUGGUUACGUAUGGAAGCAGUUUCAUGAAUUUUGCGGACAACGAGGUUACGAAUUAACAAGAACGACGCCCACCACAAAACUUGCCCUAAUUAUGAAGGAUUGGGGGUACAACAUGAAACAGAAGAAUGGAGAAGACUAUAAGGAAUCGGUGAUAAAAACAAUGUGGAACGUGACCGCCAAGCAGCUUCAAAAAUUGUAUUUUCAAGAAUUCGGUGUAAGGUUUGAUCCAUUUUCUGACGUGGAGUUUAAACAAAGUCGCGCCGCCCGAGACGCUAAAAGACGUGAACUGCAGAAGCUACCUGAAAAACGGAAGUGCAGCUCAUCUGCCCUGAGUGAUGCGGAAUAUAAAGAUAUUGUUUCAAAGCUCGACGAGGAUACACCUGACGGUUUGGAACGAAAAUUCUACUACAUUGCUAGCUAUGAACUGGCUUGGCGAGGAGGGGAAGCCGCAGUUGCUGAGGUGAAUUUUUUCCACGACGAGGUAAGCAAUUCCAGCGUCUGGUCCGGAAGAAUAGAAUACAACCCAGUAUUUAGUAAGACUGCACAAGGUGGAGGUCGGAAACUAGCAGACAGCAAAUGGCUGGUAGCUAACACGGAGAAGUCGGAAUUUUGUCCUGUGAGGUUAUUCAAGAAGCUCCUGAGUAAGAGAGGACCAAAUGUUACUACAAACAGGCUGUUCCUGACUCCCAAACCCACUAUGGAGGGAUCCUUCUUCCGUUGGCUGGUACAAAAAUUCUCCUGUUGGAAAAAAUCAAAUAGGGAAAUGGACGAAAUCUGAUGCGAAACAAAUCGGCGUUGAUACAACAAUAACGAAAAUCACCAAUCACUCUUUGAGAUCCUCAGCAGUCUCCCAUUUGGCAAGAGAGGGUGUUGGCGAAGAGCAGUUAAUAAAGAUUACUGGACAUGCGAGCACAGCUUCCAUUAAGCCCUACCUCCAGCUGGAUUCAUGUCAUCAUGCUAAAAUAAUAGGAAAAAUGAGGAAUGAAGCAUCAUCGUCCACUUAUUCUUCAACUUUAAUUACAAGUUCCAGCUCAUCGAGCUCCUCAACAAAUCUU
Messenger RNA from Photinus pyralis (common eastern firefly), 1144 nucleotides. RefSeq lists its product as uncharacterized. The transcript has 2 exons. NCBI's taxonomy places the organism in Eukaryota, Metazoa, Arthropoda, Insecta, Coleoptera, Lampyridae. Bases 1 to 867 code for a protein of 288 amino acids. The record is from RefSeq and is a predicted model, not a curated record.